This is a messenger RNA of Myotis lucifugus (little brown bat), 4718 nucleotides long. It is a transcript of the gene BACH1, whose product is annotated as BTB domain and CNC homolog 1. The transcript has 6 exons. The coding region runs from base 1502 to 3823 and encodes 773 amino acids. Lineage: Eukaryota; Metazoa; Chordata; Mammalia; Chiroptera; Vespertilionidae. The record is from RefSeq and is a predicted model, not a curated record. Gene Ontology annotation, biological process: regulation of transcription by RNA polymerase II. Gene Ontology annotation, molecular function: DNA-binding transcription factor activity, RNA polymerase II-specific; RNA polymerase II cis-regulatory region sequence-specific DNA binding; protein binding.
UGAGAACCACUGCUGUAGAAGUUCUUCAAACAGCGCCGUUAUUGUGCUGCUGUAAGCCUUUCUGCUACUCAGCCUUGUUCAGACUUUGUUUUACAUUUUCUUUCAGCCUUUUUUGAUAUAUUCAUCCAUGCAUCUUAACCAGUCAAACUUAAGAUUUUUUCCUAAGACAGAAACAGAUUUAGAAAAUAGGAUUAUCAGAUAUGAUGUUUAAACAAGUGUGAUAUUUAAGAUCCGCCAAAAGUAAAAGAAAAUAGCAAAUCUUGGUCACAGAGCCCUUCUCCCUGGCUCUUCAGCAGGUGAGUCAGGUCUCAGAGCGUUGGGAAGAAUGCCAACUUGAAUGAUCGUCUCUGACUUAAAUUCCAUAGAUGUUUUGAUGUUAAGGCACUUUCAGAAUUGGGAAUGGUGACAAGAAAAGCCAUGUUUUAAAGAAAUUCUUUCCUGUGCACAUCUCCAUUUAAAUUAAUUUUCUUAUAAAGGCCCCUGAAGGAAAGACAAAGGACUGAGUUGUGGGGCUGACACUGUGGGGCUUUGCCGUCCACUGGACAACAGAGGGGAAGGUUCCCCUAGUGUCCAGAGCUGCUCCCACUCUGGGUACCUGGGUGCAUCGUAAUGGACCUCGACCGCCCUGGUGUAGGGGAUGUUGAAAUGUCGGAGGGAGCCACGAAGGAGGCAUGGUGAGGGGACUGAGCCAUAGAGACCCUGUCCUGCGGCUGAGCUGAGUGAGGCAGAGUGAUGGGCGGGUGCUGGAGGGGGAGUCAGGCAGAGUAGUGAGGACGAAAGAAGGACCUCAGCCGGGCCGCCAUGGAGGCACUGCGUCAGUGUACAGGCCAGGAGAGUGGCCUGUUGCACUAUUUCUGAUAUCAAGGGUCACUGGUCACUUAUUGGCCCCCCUCCCCCCCAACCCUUGGUCAAUAGGACUGUUUUGGAAAUCAUUGUUCUCUUUAGUUGGAUGUUACGGUUAAGUGAGAAUUGACCAGGAAGUAGUUUUUGUCUGAAGACUUACUGCAAGUAGAUAUUUUGGGAAAUGUUCCCCUUCCUGUGUCUGUGGAGGAUAAUGAUCACUGUUGUCUCCUUCACCCGGGCGGGCAUCCGUUCUGGUCUGAGCAUCUCUGGGUUAUGUUUUGAUGUGGGGACUGUCUCUUGUUGUCAUGGCACCCCCUGCUGUGUGGCAGGGUAGACACCUGUAGGAAGGACAGUUGUCACCUUUCACUGAAGAGGGAGGGUGUUUGAAAGGUUGUCUUUUCCUAUGAAAUGAGCCUUGGGUGUUGGAUGACUUUCUGUGCCUCCCACCUUGAGAACUUAGGACAGUGCAGCCCCGUGAGACGUGAGGUGGGUGGUGCGCCCGCUCUUUGCUGCCCGUGGACGUGACCCUCACAGGAUCUCUGAGUGUCUGCGUCAGUGCAGGCAGGCCUGGCUCCACGACCCGAUAGUUACCUGAGGUGCUUAAAAGUUUUUAAAAAGAGCAGAAGUUAUUUCCAAAUGGAGGUACAGGAAGCGUGAAAUGUCUGCUCAUCCUUCGUCAGCGUUACCGGGUUGGACACAGUGGGGAGAAUGCUUUCACGGCACGUCCCAGCCCCACUCGCAACUCAGGAUGUCUCGGGGGGAGAGCGCGGUGUUUGCCUAUGAGUCCUCGGUGCACAGCGCCAACGUCCUGCUCAGCCUCGACGACCAGCGCAGGAAGGAUGAGCUGUGCGACGUCACCGUCCUCGUGGAGGGGCGGCCGUUCCGCGCCCACCGCGCCGUGCUGGCCGCCUGCAGCACUUACUUCCAUGCGAGGGUCCUGGGCCAGGCUGACCCGGAGCUCAGCAUUUCUCUCCCAGAAGAGGUGACAGUUAAAGGAUUCGAGCCUUUGCUUCAGUUUGCCUACACGGCUAAGCUGUUUCUGAGUCAGGACAACGUGGAUGACGUGUGCAGGUGUGUGGAGUUUCUAGGCGUCCACGACAUUGAGGAGUCCUGCUUUCAGUUUCUCAGAUUUAAGUCCUCGGACUCCACUGCCAACCAGCAGGAAUGCCCGAGGAAAGCCUGCUUCCCCGCCCACUGCCAGAAAGCAGGCCUCAAGCUUCCACUUCUGGACCAGAGGGAUUUAGAAGUUAAUGAGGUGGAGGAAUUUUUGGAAAAUAAAAAUGUUCAGACUCCUCAAUGUAAACUCCGUGGAUGUCAAGGAAAUACAAAACCGUCACCUCCCCUACAAGACAGUGCCAGUCAGACAUGGGAGUCCAUGUGCCUAGACAAGGGGGCUGCUCUGGCUCUGCCAUCUCUAUGCCCCAAAUACAGAAAAUUCCAGAAAGCGUUUGGGACGGACAGAGUCCGCGCUGUGGAGUCAGGGUUCAAAGACGGUCACACUUCUGUUCCGCCCAGUGAGACGCCUGAAGGCGAGUGUCCGGGAGGAGCCCAGGACUGCGCAGACUUGCAGGUGGUUUUAAAAUGUGAAGAAAGUAACACAGCAGCGGAGCCUGAAGACACCACGGAGGAGCCUGCCUCUCAGUGCCCGUUGGAGCAGACGGGGGCGCCGUUCCUCCACUCUCCCGCGGACCCGCCGGGCCUCUACUCACUGUCCCUCCUGCACACCUACGACCAGUAUGGCGACUUGAACUUGGCUGGUAUGCAACCCACAGCAGUGUUAACCGAAAAGCCGUUGUCAGGCCCAGCUGUUGGAGAAGAGAAGACCUUUGCUGGAAGUGAGGAUUUACUUUUGAAACCGGACUCCAGCCCUCGGGGAGAGGGCGGCCCCGCUCCUGGUGGUCGCAGCAGUGUGGAGCGGGAGGUGGCUGAGCACUUGGCCAAGGGCUUCUGGAGUGACCUCUGCAGCCCAGACGCUCCUGGCCCAGUGCCGCUGUCACCUGCCAGGGCCAACGAUGGGGCAGGACAGGGCCAGUCACAGAAGCGGUCCGAGUGCCCCUGGCUGGGGAUCAGGAUUAGCGAGAGCCCGGAGCCGGGCCAGAGGACUUUCGCAACGUUAAGUUCUGUCAACUGCCCUUUUAUAAGCACUCUGAGCACCGAAGGCCAUGCGAGCAGCUUGGAGACAGCAGCUGACGGUUAUGCCUCGGAGCCCCAGCAGGAACCCUGUCCGUACGCCUGUGUGAUCAGCUUGGGGGACGACUCUGAGACGGACACGGAAGGGGACAGUGAGCCCUGCUCAGCCCGAGAGCAGGAAUGUGAGGUAAAACUGCCAUUUAACGCACAACGGAUCAUCUCCCUCUCUCGGAAUGACUUCCAGUCCUUGCUGAGGAUGCACAAGCUGACUCCAGAACAGCUGGACUGUAUUCACGACAUCCGGAGGAGGAGCAAGAACAGGAUCGCCGCCCAGCGCUGCCGCAAGAGGAAACUCGACUGCAUACAGAACCUGGAGUCGGAAAUCGAGAAGCUGCAGAGUGAGAAGGAGAGCUUGCUGAGAGAGCGAGACCACAUCCUGUCGACGCUGGGUGAGACCAAGCAGAACCUGACCGGACUUUGCCAGCAAGUCUGUAAAGAGGCGGCUCUGAGCCAGGAACAGAUUCAGAUACUCGCCAAGUACUCGGCCUCAGACUGCCCACUUUCGUUUUUAAUUUCGGAAAAGGACAAAAGUACUUCUGAUGGUGCUCUUGUGUUCCCACCAAUUCUGAGUUUACCGGAGGGGCCUCCUGCCACGCCACCUGCUGGGGGCCAAAGCCCCUGCUUCCCCUGCGGGAAGGGCAGUGGGUCGGGCUGCGUUCUGGCUCAGGAGUCUGGGCCGAGCUCCAGGGUGGUCCCGGAGUGCGCGGGGCCCUCGGAGCAGAGCCGGCAGAGCGCAGGCAUCUCCGACUUCUGCCAGCAGAUGACCGACAAAUGCACUACUGACGAGUGAGCCUCAUUCCUCCUUCCAGCCCCCGAGCCUCCUGCUGAAGCUCUGGAGUGUGUCUUGAGCCUCAUCCAGCCAUUGGUCUGCUGACAGGGCUGUUUCCCCUCCGUGGCCGAGAGGGCUUCUCUGAGGCCCCUGAUGCCUCGACUCCACAGAGAUGCAGGGAUGGCGGCUUCCUGGAAAUGGAGAAGUUCCAUCGAACACGUCGUGAGGCUUUUAUUCUGUUUCAAAGAAUAAUAACUGUUAGUAGCAACUCUCCCCCUCAUUCAAAAUGCCAGAAUGUGGACUAGCCUGUCCAGCAGCCGUGUAACUGCAGGCGCCUACAGGGUUCCCCGAGGAAGGGCCUAGGGAGUCAGCAGCCUGCCCUGCCUGCGUGUGCUGAGAGCCUGGCCCCAAGAGCUGAUGGGCUGCGCACAGUGGGGCAGCUGCUUGGGAUGCCAGAAGCCUGGAGCUUGGCUCCUCAGCUCCUGCUAAAACCAGGGGUGGGUGGCCUACCACUGUGACCUUAAGCUCCCAGGGACCUUGGGGAGCUGGGGCAGGCGGGUGGCCCAAGGCAGAGGCUCUGGCCUUGUCGUGUGGCUAUUAGGGGCUGUGGUCAUGGCAGCGGGUAAGAGCUACGCUUCUCUCCUCAGUCUACCCAGCUGGUCCUUGAGGUCUCUGCCUCCUGACGUUCUGUCCCUUUGCGGGAGGGAAAUGGGUGUUGGAUUCAGGCAGUGUUGCCUUCAGCUUCUUGGACCCCAAGGGCUUGCCUGCCCCCCACAGCGCAGUGCCCUGCAGAGCCCGACGUCUGGGCAGAGGGCCACCUGCAGGACUAGGAGAGGCAGGCACUUUGAUCUGGUUUUGAAAUCCUAUGGUUUACUUGUAAAAAGUAUUAUUGUAGAUUUAAAAGAUGCCUCUAGAA